AUGACUAUGAAGCGCGACCAAGUAUUAACCGCCGCAGCGGUCGAGGGUUUGAUUGCAGACGGACAUGUGAUUGUCAUUUUCGAAGACUUUGUCCUCAAGUUGGACUCAUGGCUCGAGAAGCAUCCUGGCGGUCGCCUGGCAAUCCUGCACAUGGUCGGGAAAGAUGCGACGGACGAGAUCAAGGCGUACCAUAUCCCAGCCACGUGGAAGACCAUGAAGGCUUUUCGGAUAGGCCGGAAACCACCUGGAAUCUGGACCAACAAGACGCCGCCGAUCCGGGGUGGCCUUUACCAAAAAGAGGCCACGACCCCACCCUCUGCGACUGCGACACCCGACACCUCGAACGUAGACUCGGUCGACUCGGUGCAGGAGCCUCAAUACGUUUGGCGGGUUUCCGAUGACCCUGCGUCUGCCGGCAAGAAGGUCUUUGCGGGGGAUGCCGCUGCUUACACGGACUGGGUCGAGAAGCAAGAGAUCAAGCAGGACCUGACCGACUAUCCGUCACUGGACCCCGAGGUACAAGAAGGUAUCGCCCGGAAGUACAGAGCGCUGCACCAGAGAGUCCAUGAUGAGGGUUUCUACAAUUGCCCUUACAUCGCCUACGGCAAGGAGAUGGCCCGCUACACGAUCCUCUUCACGGCCUCCAUAGUCGCCCUGCGUUACGGCUGGUACGUGACGUCAGCCUUCUUCCUGGGGCUGUUCUGGCACCAGAUCAUGUUCACCGCCCACGACGCCGCGCACGGCGCCAUCACCGGCAAGUUCGAGGUCGACAGCCUGAUCGCCAUGUUCGUCGCCGACUUCUGCUGCGGCUUGUCCAUCGGCUGGUGGAAGAGCAGCCACAACGUCCACCAUCUCGUUACCAACCACCCUGAACACGACCCCGACAUCCAAAACGUGCCCCUAUUCGCUACCUCUCCUUCCUUUUUCCGUGGCAUCCGCUCCAGCUACUACGACUUCACUUUCGCCUGGGACGCUGUCGCGGACUUCAUGGUGCCUUACCAGAAGUACACGUAUUACCCUGUGAUGGGUAUCGCCCGCUUCAACCUCUACCUUCUUUCGUGGCUACAUGUGCUCUCGGCCAAGUCGGCCUCGCUCGGGAGCAGCAAGGCGUGGUGGAUUCGCCCGGCCGAGAUCGCCAUGAUGUCAUGCUACUGGUACAUCUUCGGCUACCUGUUGCUCUGGUGCACCUUGCCGACCUGGACCAUGCGCGUCGUCUACGUGCUCAUCUCCCACAUCAUCACCAUGCCGCUGCAUGUGCAGAUUACCCUGUCCCACUGGGGCAUGUCGACCGCCGAUGUCGGCGAAUCCGAGUCGUUUGCCCAACGCCAGUUGCGCACUACCAUGGACGUCGACUGCCCGGCGUGGUUGGACUUCAUUCACGGCGGCCUGCAGUUUCAGGCCGUACACCAUUUGUUUCCCCGGGUCCCUCGGCACAACCUGCGCAGGCUGCAGGUGCUGGUGAGGGAGUUUUGUGAGAGCACCAACAUUCCGUACACCCUUCUAGGGUUUGUUGAUGGGAACAGCAAGGUUUUGGGGCGUUUGGGCGAGGUUGGGGAGCAGGUUAAGCAUUUGAUUGAGUGCCAAAAGUACAUGGCGGUGACGGGCGUCAGCGGAUUGCAUUAG
Molecule: messenger RNA, 1623 nt
Organism: Chaetomium globosum CBS 148.51
Lineage: Eukaryota; Fungi; Ascomycota; Sordariomycetes; Sordariales; Chaetomiaceae
Exons: 3
Coding region: 1-1623 (540 amino acids)
Biological process (GO): lipid metabolic process
Cellular component (GO): membrane
Molecular function (GO): oxidoreductase activity, acting on paired donors, with oxidation of a pair of donors resulting in the reduction of molecular oxygen to two molecules of water
Source: RefSeq, a predicted model, not a curated record